Molecule: messenger RNA, 2045 nt
Organism: Fonticula alba
Lineage: Eukaryota; Rotosphaerida; Fonticulaceae
Exons: 8
Coding region: 28-1818 (596 amino acids)
Cellular component (GO): small-subunit processome
Molecular function (GO): protein binding; snoRNA binding
Source: RefSeq, a predicted model, not a curated record
CACUCUUGCCCCGGCAUCCGCCCGACCAUGUCGUCCGCUGUUGCCCGUGCCGCGUCGAAGCGCGGCCCAGCCUCGCUGGACAAGCCCGCGAAGCGCUCCCGCUCGCACCACGACGAGGACGAUGAGAGCGGCUCAUUUGCCGACCUUUACUCCGACUCGGACCAGGAGGCCGGUGAUCAGUCCACCGAUGCCGAUAGCGACACCGAGGGCCAGACCAAGGAGACCCCGGCCGAGAAGCGCGUUCGCCUGGCCAAGGAGUACCUCGCCCAGCUGGAGGAGGAAAACCGCAUCCGCGCCGAGACCGAGAUCGAUGCCGCUGAUCUGGAUCGCAACAUCAUUGCCUCGCGCCUGCGCCAGGAGGCGUUCGCCGGCACCAGCCGUGCAUACACCCCCAUCGCCGACAACGUGGCGACUCAUCUCCGCAAGCUGGCCUCCAAGGCUGACGCCCCGUGGCCUCGGCUGUCCCCCUCUGUGGACAUCCGCUCGCCCCACCGGAGGCCUCUCACCACGGCCCUGAUGUCCCCCUGCGGGAAGUUCAUCUUCUCCGCCUGCAAGGGUGGUGACAUCAUCCGACAUGAGCGUGCCACUCGGGCUGUUUUGCGUUUCGCCAACACCGCGCGCAAGAACCCCCGCAAGCAGCAGAAGCUGGCCGCCGGCCAGGCGGCCGGUGCCGCGGACGAGACGCACUUCGGCCACACCGGGCAUGUCCUCUGCCUGGCCAUCAGCUCCGACGGUCUGACCCUGGCCUCUGGUGGCUCGGACCACCUGAUCAUCCUCUGGUGCGCGCAGACCGGCAAGUACCUCCACACUUUGCGCCACCACCGCGGUCCCGUCACGGGUCUGGCCUUCCGCCGCGGCUCCUCGCACCUGUUCUCCUCCUCGGCCGAUCGCACCAUCAAGGUGUGGAAUGCCGACCAGUUCUCAUACAUUGAGACUCUCUUCGGUCACCAGGACACCAUCAACAGCAUCGAUUCGCUGUACCGCGAGCGCUGCCUGAGUGUUGGCUCUCGCGAUCGCUCCUGCCGCCAGUGGAAGAUUCCCGAGGAGUCGCAUCUUGUCUUCCGGUCCUCCGCUUUCAAUCCCAGCCAGGCCCUGCUGCAGGCCCUGGCCAGCGGGGACGCCAUGCCGGCCACCGACACCCCGGCUCCUCCCGCCAAUGCCCCAGCCCCGCCGCCCGUCAUCGAGGCCGUGAGCCUGAUCAAUGAGGACCACUGGAUCUCGGGCGCCGAUGAUGGGACCGUCGCUCUUUGGUCCAACACCAAGCGCCGCCCGGUCAUGCAAAUUGGCCCGUCCACCAGCCAGACGGUGUCGCUGGCGCGUCAGCUCGGCCGGGCCUUCGACCAGGCGGAGGUGGAUGCCGCCACGGCGUCCGACUUCGUCGAGCCCAUCUCGUCGGUCGGCGUGAGCGCCGUCCAGAGCGGCCUCACCCAGUCCGAGAUCAAGAGCGACCAGAUCCUCCGCGUGCACGGUGCCGCUGUGGAAGCCGUGGCCGCCUGUGCCUUCACCGAUAUCGCGGCCACCGCUGGCUCCGAUGGCUUUAUCCAACUCUGGCGUGUGGAUGCCUCCUUCCGCCGGCUGGCCCCUCUUGAUGGGCCGCGGCUCCAGGCCCCGGGACACGUUGUGAGCCUGUCCUUCAGCCAUUGCGGCCGCUAUCUGGCUGCGGCUGUCUCCUCAGAAGAGCGCCUCGGUCGGUGGAAUGUCCUCAACCCCAAGACCGCCCCGCUGCAGCAGUCCCACUUCACAAACGCCCCGAAGGAGGGCGUGUCCGGCAUGGGCCGCAUCUUCCUUUUCGAUCUGCUUGGCGCCCCGGCCUCCUAGUCGACCAGCGUGAAGGCCAGCUGCCGGUGUGGGCCGUUUCCUUCUCCGGCCACCUCUGCUGCCUCCCUCCCCUCUUCCUUUGCCUGUGCUGGCCUGCCUCCGCUGCUCCAUCGGCCGUCCAUCCUCCUCCUCUUCCUCCUCCUCAGAAUGACGAGAUGGAUGCCGGUAAAAGCCGACGCCCGCAUGCGCAUUCCUCCCCCCCCACCCAAUACACCCCCAUAGAAGUC